Molecule: messenger RNA, 1370 nt
Organism: Fusarium odoratissimum NRRL 54006
Lineage: Eukaryota; Fungi; Ascomycota; Sordariomycetes; Hypocreales; Nectriaceae
Exons: 1
Coding region: 1-1305 (434 amino acids)
Biological process (GO): transmembrane transport
Cellular component (GO): fungal-type vacuole membrane
Molecular function (GO): transmembrane transporter activity
Source: RefSeq, a predicted model, not a curated record
AUGUUACUCAACCAAGAUAGAGACUCUGCCUCCGGCGCCGAGACACUGGCUGAUAUCGAAAACCAAACCCAACAGAUCCCACCGGAAAAGACACCGGCUCACGAUGAACCACCAGACGGAGGAUUUAAUGCUUGGCUGCAAGCUCUUCUAGCCCACAUCGUAUUCUUCAACACCUGGGGCGUGGCAAACGGCUUCGGAAUCUUCCAACAAUACUACACCCAAACUCUCGGCGAAGAUCAGUCCACCAUAUCCUGGAUAGGGAGUGUCCAAGUCUUCUUUCUAUUCUCAGUAGGAGUAAUAGCUGGUAGACUGACGGAUGUCGGUUACUUUCGGAUCGUCUUCCCACUCGGUGUCUUCUUACAGGUUCUUGGACUCUUCAUGACUUCGUUAUGCACGACGUUCUGGCAGAUAUUCCUCGCUCAAGCUGUAUGCCUCGGGAUAGGUAACGGGUUUACAUUCUGUCCGGCUCUAGCUGUUUUGUCACAGUACUUCAAGAAGUAUAGGGCUUUUGCUGUUGGACUGGCGGCCGCUGGUGCAGCUGUUGGUGGCUUAGUUUAUCCAGUCUUGAUUAACUGGCUCAUCUUCCACGAUAAUGUAGGCUUCCCCUGGACUCUCAGAAGCAUGGGCUUCAUCAUGCUUGCUACAUAUAUCCCCUGCCUUUUAUGGCUCAAACCUCGACUACCACCUCAUCCCAGUGGUCCAUGGAUCGAUAUCACAGCUUUUAAGGAACUGCCCUUCAUCUUCUUUACCAUGAGCAUGUUUCUCAACUUCUGGGGUCUCUACUUUGCCUUCUUCUAUCUCGGAACCUUUGCUCGCGAUCAAGCGGGCAUCUCCGAGCCCAUCUAUCUACUGAUGAUACUAAACGGCGUUGGGAUAUUUGGCCGUAUCAUGCCAAACAUUGUCGCCGAUAAGUGGACAGGACCCCUCAACAUACUCAUCCCCCUGAGCAUAGCUUCUAGUCUGUUGGUAUACUGUUGGGCGACUAUAGAGACUGCAGUCGGCCUUUAUGUGUUCGCUGUAAUAUACGGUUUCAUUGCUGCAGCAUUGCAAGCUCUGUUUCCAGCUGUCGCAACACAAAUGGCACCUGAUCCAAGAAAGACUGGGACAAGAGUUGGAAUGAUACUGGGUAUUGUCAGUAUUGCAAAUCUGACUGGCCCUUUUAUCUGUGGUGAGCUGAUCAAAGCUGGUAACGGUAGUUACCUUGGACCUCAGAUGUUUGCUGGCUCUUCAAUAUUUCUAGGUGCUCUUAUGGCAGUGGCAUCUCGGAUGGCCAAGACCGGUCUUGUGUUCAAGGUCAAAUCAUAGAUAGAAAGGUCACACAUGUAUAUGAUACAUAAACUUUGAAAGAUGUAACGCCAUUCUUUAUAAAA